AUCUGAUAAUGUUUUAAAUAAUGCAAAAUUUGUGUCUACUGUAACUUCUGAUGCAACUCAAACGAUGAAAUCAUGGGACGAAAUUCCUGGUCCGUCGCAGCUGCCGAUCAUAUCAACAUUGCACCACUUUCUUCCUUUAGGUUCUCUGCAUAAUCUAAGCGGGUAUAAUUUAAUGGACAAGCUGUACAAGACAUAUGGACCAAUCGUGAAGAUUCCCGGGAUGUUUGGAGCGCAGACCUAUGUUAUGUUGUUUGAUACCGAAAGCAUUGCCAAUGUUCUUCGAAAUGAGAAUUUCAUGCCGAAGCGACCUGGUUUUGUAUCUCUGGAGCACUAUAGAAAGGUUUACAAGAAAGAGAAAGGAGAAAUAAUACCCGAAAUCACAGGAUUAGGAUCUGAUCACGGAGAGGCAUGGAAAACGUUGCGUUCUGUAGUCAAUCCUAUACUAAUGCAACCCAAGACAAUAAAGUUGUAUGCAGCAACAAUAGAUGAAAUAGCUUGUGAAAUGGUUGAGAGAAUGAGAGUAAGUCGAGAUGAUAACGGCAUGUUAAAGAGUGAUUUGGGAGAAGAAAUGAAACUGUGGUCCAUGGAGUCGAUUGCAGUAAUUGCUCUUGGCGGCCGCCUCAAUUGCUUAGAUCCCAAUCUGCCAGAAGAUUCUCCUGUGAAGAAACUCAUUCAUUAUGCACAUGAGGCUUUUGCUUUGGUGGAUAAAUUAGAUUUCCGACCAAAUCUAUGGAGAUUGUAUCCUACGAAAUUGUACAAGAAAACUAUGAAAGUUCUUCAGGAGCUAGAAGAUUUGAAUAAGUACUUUAUCCAAGAAGCCAUCAAAAGGUUAAACACUGAAACAAAGUCUGAUAACGAGAAAGGAGUAUUAGAGAAGUUACUUGAAAUCGACGAACACAUUGCACAUUUAAUGGCAAGUGAUUUGUUGUUUGCCGGAGCUGAUACGACAUCACAUUCGGUAUUACUAAUAUUAUAUUUACUGGCAAAGAAUCCAGAAAAGCAAACGAAAUUGAGAGAAGAGAUACUGUCAGGUUCUGAUAAGCGGCCAUAUUUGAAGGCUUGUAUAAAAGAAGCGAUGAGAAUUAUGCCUGUAGCUUCAGGAAAUAUGAGAGAGACGUCGAAGGAGUACAAUAUCCUUGGUUACCAUAUACCAAAACAUAAAAGUCUACUAUUCGCUCAUGAGUACACAUCUAUGAUGGAAUGUCACUAUCCAAGACCGAAAGAAUACAUUCCAGAGCGUUGGUUGGCGGAUAAAGAAGAUCCGUUGUACUAUGGAAAUGCACAUCCAUUUGCAUAUAACCCGUUCGGAUUUGGUACCCGGAGUUGUAUCGGUCGUCGCAUAGCCGAAUUGGAGAUAGAAACAUUAGUCACUCGUGUCGUACAGAAUUUCGACAUGCAAUGGUUUGGUGAACCAAUGAAGCUGUAUCACAGCACUUUGAAUUACGUCCAAGCACCGUUUAAUUUUAUUUUUAAGGAUGUACGAAUUUAAUUCACUACUAAAGAUGAAACUAGUUUUUAAUAUGUAAGAAAACACAAUAGCAGUACUUAUAUUUACGACAAAAUUAGGGAUUAAGCUAUCAUUAUUUACAUUCGAGCUGAAAAUUAGUAGGAUUAUUCGGAAGAACAUUAUAAGAAUCCUGUAAAGUCACCAUAGACCCUGCAUUAAUAAAAAAUAUAUUUAACGCCAACGGUCCCAAAAAUGGGCAGACGUUUUCGCGUUAUUCGGCGAAAUCGUAAGAUUAAUCAAAAAUUACUUGGGACCAAAUUGUAGAUCCUAAAAUUAUCUAUAAAAACCUCUAUUUAAUAUUUCUUAAUGAACCAUAAUUUUGAGAUAUUAUGGUUCCAAUAGUUAAAAUGAGUUCGGUCACUUCACAUGAAAAGGCACUUAGAAAAAUUCGCAUAGACCUGAAAUUUGAUAGGAAUGUUCAAAAUAUAUGUGAAACCUUAAAAGUCUCCAGAAUGUUAAUUAUUCUAUUAAACAUGUAUUAACUUCCCACUUCAGACCUUAAUAGCAUAAGUUAAGUAAAAUCUUUCUUGCUAGGUUAUGAAGUAAAAGAAACUGGAAUCUUGUAGUAGUAAUUGGCUACAUAAGCCACAUGCGAGCACAUCAACGCCAAUAUCGGCCGGGAUUACAUCAUCAGUGAGAGAAACGUCAUUGCAAAAUUUCAAUCCUCUAGGUCCUUUGCAAUCGCUGGCUAAAUACGACUUCUUCAAAUAUUUUAACUCUAAUAUCC
Papilio machaon (common yellow swallowtail) is the source of this 2234-nucleotide messenger RNA. Its product is annotated as cytochrome P450 CYP12A2. NCBI's taxonomy places the organism in Eukaryota, Metazoa, Arthropoda, Insecta, Lepidoptera, Papilionidae. The coding region runs from base 65 to 1489 and encodes 474 amino acids. The transcript has 10 exons. Gene Ontology annotation, molecular function: heme binding; monooxygenase activity; oxidoreductase activity, acting on paired donors, with incorporation or reduction of molecular oxygen. The record is from RefSeq and is a predicted model, not a curated record.